Messenger RNA from Histoplasma capsulatum G186AR, 672 nucleotides. RefSeq names its product calcium sensor protein. The coding region runs from base 1 to 672 and encodes 223 amino acids. The transcript has 3 exons. The record is from RefSeq and is a predicted model, not a curated record. Lineage: Eukaryota; Fungi; Ascomycota; Eurotiomycetes; Onygenales; Ajellomycetaceae. Gene Ontology annotation, molecular function: calcium ion binding.
AUGGUUUGUCAGCAGCUGGGUCACGCGCUAAUCUCCUUCCGAUGCGGCCCAGCAUCGCAUCAAACGGCGUCCAACCAAACGACAUUGUCCGCCGUUGUCUCCAGCAUUCCUCACAUUGCCCUGGCUCUUGAUUCCUCUUCUUUCGCCGUCUACGAUCCCGUGUCAGCAUCCAACACCGUUGGAAUCAACUAUCUCCCCAUUUGCAGCCCGCUUUCUCCCCCUAUUACCCCGCUAGCUUCUCCCGUUGCAACCCGUCAUCGGACGACUACCCCGCCCGCGGUCCCUCACGAUCACGAUAUUCACUCCGCUCAACAACACCCAUUUCCAUGCGAGAGAUUUAAUACUGAAGGCGAACAGCUUGAUUCCAUUCGUCGUUUAUUUCAGCAUUCGCAUCCAUGGGGAAAUCACAAUCAAAACUCUCCCCUUCGCAACUGGACGAACUGCAGAAGUCAACUCACUUUGACAGAAAGGAACUACAACAAUGGUACAAAGGUCGGUUCUAUGGUCAAACUGCCUGAAGACGAAGAUACUCCCGAGAAACGUGUAAAGAAGAUCUUCCGUAUGAUGGAUAAGGAUGAGAAUGGAAGUUUAGACCUUGCGGAAUUCAAGGAGGGAAGCAAGAAAGAUGAGACCAUCGUCAGCGCCUUGUCUCUGUAUGACGGGCUAGUGUGA